AGUAUAGGCUAUAUUUAUUGGAUAGUAGAAUCGAUUUCCUUUUAGAUAGAUUAUCCAAAAAUGUUGUCUUAAUGCAGUUUAAGAAAUAGCAUUCAAAAAUUAUUGGCCAAAUUGUCUUUGAUUCUCUCUCCCUUACUAAUCCAUCUCUCUCAGCAGCCCUCUUUCAUUUUUUAUGUCUAACUUUAUACUUACAUUUUCUCUUAUGGAUAAAACUUGAGCCAUACUUAUAGACAGUCUCCUGAGCCAUCUGAAUCAUACUUAAUGGUAAGGUAAAAAAUGAAAACUUACCGUUUAGAGAGGAUGAAUUCCCCAACUCUAGUUCUUCCUGGAGUGUAGAAUACAAGGGCACUGGAUGCUUGUUCCAAGGUAUAAGAGGGUUAGUAAUAAUUACUUAUAGUCUGUCUGCUCAUUCCUCUUUUGCUGUUGCAUUAGAUUCCUGGUUGGUCUCUCACUGACUAGGUUGUCCUUGCUGUAAAGACCCUGUUGAUUGUUUUAUCGGACAUAACAGCUAGUAUAGUGUACUAUACACAGUGUUAACCUGAGUACUCCCAUAUGGCUCGGUAGAUAUUAGUACAUACACGCUACAGCUCAUCUUCUGGAAACUCUUUUCUUUCAGCUGUGAUGCCAUCUGCUUUGAUUUUCUUUCCACCUGUGACUAAUUUUUCUCAGUCUUCCUAGCAGGAUUUACUUCUGCCCAUUCCUUCUGUGUUGGUGUUCCUCAGGGCUCUGCUUUAUGCCAUCUUCUCUUUUGGUUAGCUCUUCCUGGGUGUUCUCAUUCAUAUCCAUGUUUUCAAUUACACUUUCUUUACUACUAAUGACAAAUUUUCUAUGCUUGAUUCCUUCCUCACCAGUGGGCUUCUUCCCUGAGUUUCCAGUAUUGAUUAGAUCACCUUUACUUGAUUGCCUUCUCCAUACCCUUAUAUUAGCAUAUUCAAAGAAAAUUCCAUCAUUUCUUUGUCUAAGACACCACUUCCCCCUUGUGUUUUUACCUGUCCUAAUGUCUCUUUCCAGCAUCCACCAAAUUAGCCAAGCCUUCUUCUUGGGAAUCAUCUUUCAAACCUUUAGCUCAUUCACCACCCAACACAUGCUCACCCAGCCCCAUCAUUUCUGAUUCCCAUACUUCUCCUGCAUGUCAUCCAUCUUUACUCCUGCUGCCGAGUAGUCUCAACACUUUUCAUCAUUUGUUCCUUGGUCUUCUCUUGUCACUUCUUGACAGAAGUCCCUGUUUUUAGUCCUGCAUUUGUCCAGGGCAUUCUUUAUACUAUAUGCAGAAUGAUAGGUAAAAGGCCUCAAUUUGGAAUUAUAAUCAGCAUCUCAACCUUAAUUGGUUUCAAACUAAACCUCCUCCUCCCAUUUUUUUCCAUUGUAAUAAAUAGCAAUUCACAAUUUUAAUUGCCAAGGCCAGAAGUCUUUGGUGUCAUCCUUGCCUGCUCACUUUCUCUCGUACCACACAUCCAGUCCGUCAUCAGGUGCUACUGGCUCAACCUUCCAAAUAUAAUUAGAACCCAGCCUUUCUCACCACCUCUGUAGCUGUCAACCUAGUGCAGCUACCAUCUGGAUUAUCUCAAUAACGACAUCCGCAAGUCCCUGAUGGGAAGUGAUGGAAUUUUACGCCUCAGUACUUCAGCUCUAAAUAAUGAAUUCUUUGCAUAUGCAGCACAAGGCUGGAAACAGCGACUGGCAGAAGGAGAGUUUACUCCAGAAAUGCAAUUGCGGAUAAGGCAAGAAAUUGAGAAGGAAAAGAAAACAGAACCUUGGAAAGAAAAAUUCUUUGAAAGGUUUUAUGGAGAAAAGUUGGGCAUGUCAAGAGAGGACUCUGUAAAGCUCACAUCUGGGCCAAACAUUGAUGGAGCUGAAAGUAGUUCUUCCUGUGGGACCCCUGGCCUUCCCAGUCUUUCCACACAGACUCCCUUGAAAGAACAACAGCCAAAAAGCAUGAAAAGCCCAACUUCUCCAGAGCCUGAAUUCUGUGCUACGCUUUGUCCGAUGGUAGAUGUAGGUAAAGAUGUAAUGACAGAAUCAGAAUCAGAGGACAUCUUGAUCCCUGAAGAAUCCGUGAUUCAGGAGGAAAUUGCAGAAGAGGUGGAGACCAGCAUCUGUGAGUGCCAGGAUGAGAAUCACAAGACAAUACCUGAAUUUUCUGAGGAGUCGGAAAGUCCAGUCACCUCUCAUGAAGAGCCACAAUUAGCACCUCCUGAAGAUCAUGUGGAAUCUUGUGUUAUGAUGAAUGAUGUUUUGGAAACUUUGCCUCCUAUCGAAGUUAACGUGGAAGAGAAAUCAGAAUCUCCCCAGGAAGAGAUGUCGGUUGUCAUUGAUCAGCUGGAAGUCUGUGACUCGCUCAUUCCUUCCACUUUAUCCGUGACUCAUGUUAGUGACACAGAACAUAAGGAGCCAGAAACUGCACUAGAGACCAACACUCCAAAAAUUAAAACGGGGUCAUCGUCCCUAGAAGGCCGAUUUCCAAGUGAAGGAAUUGCCGUGGAUAUGGAGCUGCAGAGCGAGCCUGAUGAGCAGCUUUCUGAAAAUGCCUGCGUCUCUGAAACGUCCUUCUCUUCUGAGAGCCCAGAGGGAGCCUGUGCCAGUCUGACAUCCCCAGGAGGGGAAAACCAAUCCACUUCAGAAGAGUCGUGUACUCCAACCUCCCUUGAGACAACGUUUUGUUCUGAGGUGUCCAGCACUGAAAAUGUGGACAAAUAUAAUCAGAGAAAUGCCACUGAUGAAAAUCUUCAUGCAUCUUUGCUGUCAGAAAUCUCUCCAAUAUCCACCUCACCUGAGACAUCAGAAGCAUCUUUGAUGUCCAAUUUACCUUUGACAUCGGAAGCAUCCCCAGUAUCAAAUUUACCUUUAACAUCAGAAACUUCACCCAUGUCUGAUUUACCUUUGACGUCAGAAACUUCUUCAGUGUCUUCCAUGCUUCUCACACCUGAGACCACUUUUAUAUCCAGUUUGCCACUUCCUUCAUCUCCAGUUUCCAGUUCUUCCAUGAAUGAAAGAAUGGUGCAUCAACAAAGAAAGUCCACUUCCGUAUCCGAAGAACCACCCUCCCCGCAGAAAGACGAAGGUUCUGCUCUUGCCAAGCCCUUGGGAGAGGGCGUCACCUCUCAACAGAAGAUUCUAUCAGAUGCUCCUGAACCCAUCAAAAUGGCUUCUUCUUCGAUUGCUCCUGAAGCGUAUUCAUCAGAAGAAUUACACAGUAACACCCUGAAUCAGCAGCCUUGUAAAUCACACGUUGAAACUGAGAAAUCCUAUCCCACUUCAAUUCCGGAACUUCCUUCUACAGAAAUGAUCAAAGUGAAAAAUCAUAAUGUCCUGCAAAGGGCAGAAAAGAAAGGGAUGUCUUCACCAUUGGACUUACCCGUCUUUUCUGAAGAGACAGAGAGUAAGGGAAAUGAGGUCCCAUCAGGUAAACUUCAGGACAAACAAUACGUCUCCUCGGUAGAUAAGGCUUCAUUUUCAGAAGGCUCUAGAAAUAAAAUGCAUAAGCAGGGGAGCUCACAGAAUCGGCUGGAGAACUCACAUUCUUCCAAGUUGUCAGAGCCCUCCAAGUCCCCAGAUGGGGUAAGAAAUGAAAGCAGAGAAUCUGAAAUAUCAAAGAGGAAAACUGCAGAGCAUCACACCUUCGGGAUUUGUAAGGAGAAGAGGGCUAGGAUAGACGAUGACCAGUCAUCUGCUGGACGGAACAUCUCGUCCAGCAGCCCACCUGAGAAAGAGCCACCCCCAAGAGAGGAGCCAAGGGUCCCACCUCUCAAGAUCCAGCUUUCCAAAAUCGGGCCACCCUUUAUCAUCAAGAGCCAACCCGUCUCCAAACCGGAGGCUCGUGCGUCUUCCAGCACCUCGGUCAGUAGCGGGAGGAACACGGGAGCCCGGACCCUAGCAGACAUCAAGGCAAGAGCGCAGCAAGCCAGGGCCCAGCGCGAGGCGGCGGCGGCUGCAGCUGUGGCGGCCGCGGCCAGCAUCGUCUCAGGUGCCAUGGGGAGCCCCGGAGAGGGCGGGAAGGCCCGGACCCUGGCGCACAUCAAAGAGCAGACAAAGGCCAAGCUCUUUGCUAAGCAUCAAGCACGAGCCCACCUCUUCCAGAACCCGAAAGAGCCCCGGGGGCCUCCCCAGCUUGGCCCAAAGGAAGGGCCUCCAAGCUUAGACGUCGUCUCUCCUGCCCCUGAAACAAAAAUUGAAGGCUCGCCUGGCGUCAUCAUUGUCAACCCAAACUGCCGAUCUCCCAGCAACAAGGCCGCGCACCUCCGGGACACCGCCACGGUUCUACAACAGCCUCUCAACCCGACGAAACUUCCAGAAACCGCUACGGACUUAUCUGUGCAUAGUUCUGACGAAAACACACCCGUGUCACACUUACCUGAGAAAAUGGUUUCAUCUACCUCUUCUGAAAAUAGCAGUAUGCCCAUGCUUUUUAAUAAAAAUCCCAUCCCUGCGUCUGUCUGCAGCACCGCUCUGUCGGGAGCAAUUAAAGAGCAUCCCUUUGUGAGUCCUGUUGAUAAAGCCUCCGUCCUAAUGUCUGUUGACAGUGCAAACGCUACAAUUUCUGCUUGUAACAUAAGCAUGUUAAAAACCAUCCAGGGAACGGAUACCCCGUGCAUAGCCAUUAUACCAAAAUGUAUGGAGAGCACACCUCUCCCCGCCCCCUCAGAGGGCUCAGGCUCGGCCAGCCCCCACAAUGACCAGCUGGCACUGGUACCCAGCAGCAGUGCUGGCAGCCUCUUCUCUGCUCAGUACACCUCCGUGCCAGCUCCCUCGAUUGGAAGCAACUUGCCCAACCAUCUCUCUUCUAGCUCUGUUUUGAUGCCCCCAACGGGAAUGAACAACAGAUACCCUUCUGAGAAGAUAGCCAUGCCUGGGAGUGAAGAACCGGGCACUGUGCCCAUGGGUACCACUGUGAGAGCCGCCCUCGGCUGUAGGGACCCCAUUGCAGUCACUGACGCCCUGGUGGCACGCCCACCCGUGGCAGUGUUUUCUGGAAGCAUGCUGGCCAUCAGCUCUUACGAUAGCCCUCCCAAGUUAAGUGCCGAAAGCCUGGACAAAACUUCAGGGACUCGGAACAGGGGAGACCCUUCUGGGAAACCUCAGCCAACCCCGGGCGGCUUCACACCAGCAGCCAUAAACCGAUCAAUCCCCUGUAAGGUUAUCGUGGACCACAGCACCACGUUGACCUCCACCCUGUCUCUGACGGUUUCCCUGGAGAGCACGGAAGCUGGCUUGGAGCUCCAGACCCGGGCUGGGAGGACAGAGGCAGCCGGGCCACCCGUGGCCUGCCCUCAGGUGUCUGUCAUCAGCAGGCCUGAGCCGGUGGCCCUUGAAGGCGAUCACGGUUCCAGUUUCAUCAUGGCUUCCGUGGCCGAGCAAGACAGUCAGACGAUGAAGGCCACUUGUCCGGGUCAUCGCGAAGGACUCCUGGUCAUUCCCGAUAAAUUAAAAGAGGGGACUCCCUCGAGUCACAGCUUUGCCGAGCAGGCGCGUGGCUCAGCCGCGUUCAAGAGUGAAGCUGACACCACCUGUAGCCAUCCGUACAACCCGGGCAGCCGGAUCUGCUGGAGUGAGGACGGGAUGCAGAGCACGGGCCAGCCUCCGCCCAGCCACCCGGCUUCCAGCAAACAGAAGGACUAUCUGGAGCAGAGCUGUCCUAAGUCCAUCAAGACCGAGCAUGCCAGCUACUCGCACGUGGUGGAACUUCAGCCCCGGAAUCUCAUUACAAGCGUCACGCUCCCUGUGAAGUCCGAACCUCACGACGUGGACAAGGGCUUCAGGAUGGACACCGAAGACUUCCCCGGCUCCGAGCUGCCUGCUCCGGCUGCCGAGGCAGCCCGGAGUGUGCAGCCGCCGCAGACCGUGAAGGCCCCCGCCUCCGGGCCCCUGGAGGAGGCUGUCUCUUUGGCCACAGACAACCUGAAGCGGGUGCCCAGCGCUGGGAACUCCAGCUGCCGUCUGUCGUCGGUGGAGGCCAACAACCCCCUCGUCACACAGUUACUCCAGGGCAACCUACCUCUGGAGAAAGUGUUGCCGCAGCCCAGACUGGGAGCCAAGCUGGAGAUCAACAGGCUCCCCCUGCCUCUUCCGACUACCUCAGUGGGUAAAGCAGCCCCGGAGAGGAACGUGGUUGAAAUGCCCCUCAGCUCGCCCAAUCCAGAUGGGAAGGGCUACUUGGCCGGAGCCCUGGCACCACUCCAAAUGAGGAAGCGAGAGAACCACCCCAAGAAGAGGGUGGCCAGGACCGUGGGGGAGCACACACAAGUGAAAUGCGAGCCGGGGAAACUGCUGGCGGACCCCGACGUGAAAGGAGUGCCCUGUGUCCUCGGCUCCGGCCUGAGUCCACUGGCACAUAGCCAGCCUCUGAAGCAGGAGUGGCUGAACAAGCACCCUGCGCAGAGCAGGAUUGCUCACAGCCCUGAGGUCAAACAGCAGAAGCGGCUGCUCCCCUCGUGUAGCUUCCAGCAGACCCUGUUUCACGUCGACAAGAACGGGGGCUUCCAUCCCGACCCCGGGACCUCACACAGACAGCAGUUUUACCAAAUGCCUCUGACACCCAGGGGCCCCCUUCCUCCAGCAGCUCUGUUACCGGCCUCUGCCAAGACCUCAGCAGGCUGUAGCUCAUUCGCCUUCAACAGGCACCUUGAACAGAAGGGACUGGGGGAGGUUGGCCUUUCCCCGGCGCCUCACCAGCUGAGGUUAGCCAACAUGGCACCCCCCAACAUGCCCAUUAAAGAAGGUGAUGACGUCGGGGGGACCCCGCACGGAAUGCCACACAAGGCCCUGGUGCAUCUCCCGCCGCCCCCGCCCCCUCCCCCCUUGGCUCUGCCCCCGCCUCCCCCACCGCCCCCACCACCGCCACCUCCGCUACCUCCGCCUCAUCCUAACCCAGAAGUCCCACCCGAGCAGAAACAACCGCCGGUUACCAUGGAAACCACUAAGAGACUCAGUUGGCCUCAGUCCACGGGCAUAUGUAGCAAUAUAAAAUCGGAACCUCUUUCUUUUGAGGAAGGUUUGAGCAGCAGCUGCGAACUGGGCAUGAAACAAGUUUCCUACGACCAGAAUGAGAUGAAAGAACAGUUGAAGGCCUUUGCGCUGAAAAAUGCCGAUUUCUCUUCCUAUUUGCUUUCCGAGCCGCAAAAGCCUUUUACCCAAUUAGCUGCUCAGAAAAUGCAGGUGCAGCAACAACAGCAGCUUUGUGGAAACUAUCCAACCAUCCACUUCGGGAGCACAAGCUUCAGAAGGGCCACGUCUGCCAUUGAAAAGUCCAUUGGGGUUUUGGGAAGUGGCUCCAGUCCCACCACGGGCCUGCCCGCUCAGAACGCCCAGAUGCCUGUUCAGAACUUUGCCGACAGCAGCAACGCGGACGAAUUGGAACUGAAAUGCUCUUGCCGGCUGAAAGCCAUGAUUGUGUGCAAAGGCUGCGGGGCCUUCUGCCACGACGACUGCAUAGGGCCUUCUAAACUCUGUGUCGCUUGCCUGGUAGUGCGAUAAAAGCCGAGUGAAAGGUGCAGUAUCCCUUUUCCUCUACGGAAAAGCCAAACGGCAUCAUCAACAACACAUUGCGUCACUCCGGGGUCUAUCCCGUGCUAAUUUAUUUUAGUUUGGAACAGAGGCUCUUUACUCUAUCUCAUAUUGUUUUCUGGCGUUUCUGGGAGAGGCGAGAUCGCAUCCCAGCCAAGGGGCUCAGCAGCAUGUCUUUUGCAUAUUCAGUUGCCAUUCGCAACUCCUGGAAAAUUUCUACGCGUGUGUGUACAGGUUGCUCCCUCCCAAUUUGUUGCUUAAAAAAAAAAAAAAUCCAGGUGUAGCAAGAAAAAGGACAAUUUAAUUACUUCAUGGUAACCAGAAAUGGAGAUGUAGAAAGAGAUCAGUAAAAGCAAUUUUGAGGUGGUGAUGCGUUCUUCUACAGGUAAACCAUUCCAGUGAGGGUUCCCACAGUUGACUCCUUUGGAUCUGCCUUCACCAUAAGUGAUGACAUUCUGUUUGGCAAAGGGAAUCUGAUUUAAGUGUAUGAUUCCUUGUAUUUACUCAUAUCACAAGAGAUAUUAAAGGAGGUAUACCAUUAAUGAACUCCACUGUCCUUAUUCUCUUUUCUCCCUUUUGACUCUUUUCGGAGAUGGGCAGAUUACCUGGAUCUGCCUUGGACAUGGUACACACAUUGUAGUGAAAUGUCUUUUCUACCUGAAAUUGCAGUGCGGGCCUCUUGCCCAGCAGUCUGGUUCAAACCUCUUGACACCUGAGACUGUAAGAGGCCCAGAGGAUUUCAGAGCUUUGUGCAUGGUUUUUAAGAGCAAGUAUGAAAAAAGAUGCCCUAAAAUUCAGAGCAAACAAGUAAAAUGCUGUGUAUGCAAACACACCUAGAUGGGUUGAUGAUGUAAAUAUCGGUCCAUUCUAUUCACUCUCGUACAGUUACUGAAUAUUGAGAUUGGGGGGAAAUAAUCAUAGCCCUUUAUUGAUGACACCAUUGCAUUCUGACUUCUGACUCUGCAGAGUUUGGCCAUUUCUUUUUAAAAGUGUCAUUGAUGACCAAAGGGACUCCAGAAGGCUGAAAUGUUGACAUUUUUCCAAACAAGUUUUUUUCCUUAUGAGUCACGAUCUCUGUAAUUGCAUUUGACUCUGAACUAGUCCUUUAGAAUUGUUCUGGGUGUUCCACGAUUUGGUUUCCCCCUACCCUCAGGUGAAUUCAGUGCAUUCUUCACAUUUGGGGUAGUGGAACUACUUUUGAAAAAAGGGAUACUGCAUCUUACAACUGUUCUCAGUGUUUAGCUGAGAGUCUGGGUGUCGAGUAUUUGAGUUGCAUUCCAUGAACUUCGGCCACCCUCGUGCCGGAGGACAGCUGUAGUUUCAGCAGGCUCUGUUCCCUAAAGCAAGUUCAAAAGCACAUGCACGUUGUGGGAAGAUGAAAGAACAAACACCAUGUCCAUUGUAACUUCAUAUUACAGAGCACAAAAGGCGGAGUACCUUUAGCCCACUGGUCGGUUGUGACUGUAGAAAAUCUGGGCGUGGGGGGGAAUCUUCUGUAUUCAGGGUAAGAAUGACAGUUAUUUUCACAAGGGAUCGUCCUAAUCAAUGUUAACUUUUGACAUUCCCUUAAAUUACGUCUUAAAAAUCGACUAAAAUGAGUGGAAAUUACAUUCCUGGGGAUAAAAAAAAAAAACUUGCAAUUUUCUUUUAUAGUAGUCAACCGUGGCAUAUUUUUUUCCCUCCAUAUUUAUGACUGUGAUGUUGCCAAAUUUUAUUAAGUGAUAGAGAUGUCAUUUUUACUAACAAAUUGCUGAUAGUGAAAGUACCUAGGAAGAAAUCAAAGCAAAUAAGGCCUACCUCUGUGGCCGAGGUUCAGUGCUUCAGUUGCUGUCACUUCUGUUUUUCACAUUAAAAUUAACAGAAUUAAUGGCUGAGAAUAUUAGCAAUGCACUUAACCAGCCCUUCCCAAGAAAGGCAGCAUUAGUUCCAGCGGAUCCUUAGUUCACUCUGCACCAGGGGCUUUGAGUGGUAUCCUCAUCAGUGGGUCUCUAUGGUCUGCUUGGCUCUGAUGUUGGUUCGGAAGGGCACGCUCACAGAGGGGCACCCCUAAAACAUAGACACUUGCAUGCCACCACCUUCCUCCAAGUUUAGUUGCUCCUCUACCAGUGUCAGAUACUGUCCACACCAGCAGAUUCAACAUUACCCUAGUAACUGACACCUAGUUGAAACUCCGGUCUACAAAACCUUUGCACUCUACAUAUGAGAUACAAUUGAGGCUGAUAUGAUACUGAGCUCGUUAUCAGUUCCAUUAUUGUGGAACAUUGCCCGCAAGUUACUCACUGGGAAUAAAGAAAAGUGUCCUUCUCUCUUUUCUCAUUUUUCACAUGGUAAGUUUGGAGAAUCAGUUGCUGAUCACAUGUGGAUUCUAUCACUCUGUUCCAAAGAGCAUAAUAUUUCUCUGCCCUUGCUCUUUCUUUGCCCUUGUUUAAAUUCCCAGUGUUUGCAUAUGGUUUAUAUUACUGAAGAAUUAAAGCUUUGUGCUCGAAAGAUGGAAAGAAAAAUUCACAAAUAAAACAUAGGUCAGAUACGUUAUGAAUGGCCAUUUAAUAUAUAUACAAAAGCCAGUAUAUUUGGAUUAGGUGAGCAAGUUCUUAGUGUCCUGAUUUCCACUGAUAUCUGCCUGUGUGCAAAUGGAGUAUAUUAUUUGCUACAUGUUUACCAUGGUAUAAUGUGCAAAUUUUAGUAUGUGUGUUAUCCUGGUGAUUGGACACUGUGAUAUCCAUAUCAGGAACAGAGCUUGCACAUCUAUCAUGGAAUUUUUUUUAUUAUUAUUUUCACAAAGGUUGUAUUUCCCUAAAUAGCACUUUUGAAACCAGGGGUGGAAGAAAACUGCUAUUCCCUGAUCCCUCUCCUAUAUGAUACACAUCUGCCUGAAGUUGUAUAAAGACAUUUAGGUAGUUAAUGGGCAUGUUAAUAUGAACGUUCUCAUGCAAGAGUCAUUUUCAGAAUGAAAAUAUUUUUCCUUCCCCAAAGUGAGAAUAUCAGAAAUAUUGGAGACCUGAGCACCAUAGUUACAUAGACUAUUUCUCUGCUAAGGUCUAGUUUGAAGGAACAAACUUGAAAACAAACCUAUGAGGUUGAGCCUCGUUGCUAUAAAGACUUUGUGGUGGUAUGUGUUUUGGGGAUGCGCUGUGGAAGGUUUAGUUGACUUCUAGAGCUGGAGAGUCUUACUCGUUCAAAAUGAACAGACACAAGCUGGUGCGUAUGGUGCUUCGCAGGGCAGCCGAGAGUAAGAAUCCAAGACGCUACAGCCCCAUGGCCUUUAAAAACACUCGCACAAUUUCUAAAGGGGAAGUUACUGUGGCCUUGGUUUCCCAGUUCCUCCUGGGUCUGGUCAAAUCCCAGGUGACAGAAGCUGAAGCCGGGUUAAGGGUCGUAUCUGCUCUGUAGUGUGGAGGCCAGCACCGGGCUAACGGCCUGGAGGAAGUGAGCCCACCGAAUACGCAGAGCCCAGAGUCACUGUCCAUGUUUCUAGAGAACAAUGUGAAGAGUCCUAGAAAAGGAACUCACCAGACUGUCAGGGGCCGAUGUAGCCAAAAUGUCACUGAAUAGAAAAAAAAUCUUGUCUUCAGUCCUCAUGCUUUGUCACUGUAAAGCGAACAAAAAGCAUUUUUACUAUAAUUUAAAGGAGCUGCUUUUUUUAUAGCACAUACUAUUUCGCUUUGUACUCUCUUUGAUAGUUGCAGAAUAAUUUAGACUGUAGAAAAAACUUUGUUGUAUUUGUACUGUUCAUGAAUGUUUCAAAGAAAGUGCUUUACUUGGUUGCCAUAAUUUUUCUUGUACUGCUGUAUUUUUCCCCCUGGCUUCAUGGAAACCUAAUCUGACUCAUAUUUUCAGUAUACUUUUUUAAUGUGUGUGUGUGUGUAUUUUUUUUCCCUUUGGUCAGUAUUCUGAAUGUUUACAUCUGUUUGACAUUAGCCAUUUAACGCCUUUUUUAAAAGGCGGUAUUACUCUUACAGUGUAACAGCAAAAUGUGAAUCAACCCAAACAUAACAUGCAUGACAAAUACAGAUUGGGGGGCAAAGGCCCGGAACGUACACAGACAUUUUAUAUCAGCAUACAGCAAAGUCCAACCCUCCUUCAGCCCUCUACCAAAGAAUAUAUUAUUCCCACAGGAAAAACUCAGAAAAGGUGUGUAAAAUCCUCAGAAGGGGGAGCAGUUGAAUCAGUAAGACUGCUACAAUUUAAUACUGUUAUGCUUGCUUUGAUACCUGACUAAAUGUGACGGAGUGCAACAAGCAUUGAAACAAUUUUUAGGCAGUGUUUUGUUUAGAAUUCAGGGAUCAUGCAUUCUUUAAUGGUGCUGUUUGUUUUUUAUUUCUUUUCUACAAAGAAAAAAGUGUUGCCUAAAAAAGUGACUGCUCACGAUACCAUAAGUUAAAUGAAAUGUUUGUCUUUUCAUGUUUCUGUUUUUCCCUUUCUCUAAAGUAACGAUUUGGGUUUCAAUAUUAAAAUAUUCUGGGAGAAAAUAAAGAAAUUCAACCUUAAA
This is a messenger RNA of Bubalus bubalis (water buffalo), 11989 nucleotides long. RefSeq names its product ASXL transcriptional regulator 3 (gene ASXL3). The record is from RefSeq and is a predicted model, not a curated record. NCBI's taxonomy places the organism in Eukaryota, Metazoa, Chordata, Mammalia, Artiodactyla, Bovidae. Gene Ontology annotation, molecular function: peroxisome proliferator activated receptor binding; DNA binding; chromatin binding. The transcript has 5 exons. Gene Ontology annotation, biological process: positive regulation of transcription by RNA polymerase II; animal organ morphogenesis. Bases 1591 to 7470 code for a protein of 1959 amino acids. Gene Ontology annotation, cellular component: PR-DUB complex.